GAGAAGGAUUUGAACUUGCAACCGAGGCAGAGUGGAGGAGACUCCUAGUUGAUGACCGAGCAGACUGCGCUCGGAAGAGAGAGGGACAGAGAGCGCUAUAACAACUGGGACCAAAACAUCUGUGCGCUAAUCUACUCUUCUGGACCUUGUUCUGGGACUGGAACCCGGGCUCUUUGGAAACUAGAUCGAAUACUUACUUGAUGGAUAUCAAGACCCAAGGUUUUGUAGAGAUGUUGCAUCUCAGGCACCUGCUCUGUCUUGUGUUUCUCUGUCGUGCGUUCGCUGAACAAGAUCCAUCAUGGAGGAUGAAGGUAGAGAAGGCUGCCCCCGCUAGUGGCUCUCUGGCUGGCAGGGUGGUGCUACCAUGCCACUUCUCCAUCACCCCCACCACCCACAACCCUAGCACACAGGGCCCAGAGGACCAGCUGAGGAUCAAGUGGACAAAGCUGGAGGAAGAUGGGGAGCGUGUGGUGCUGGUGGCCCAGGGAGGAGUGAUCAAGGUGGAGCAGGAGUACAAGGGCAGGGUGUCGGUGCCCAACCACCCCCAGGCAUUAGGCGACGCCUCGCUGAUCGUUGCCAGCCUGAGGGCUAGCGAUGCUGGGCUGUACCGCUGCGAGGUCAUGCAUGAGAUGGAGGACACCCAGGAUACUGUUCAUCUCAAUGUCAGCGGUGUGGUGUUCCACUACAGGUCUGCUUCUAGCCGCUAUACCUUUUCCUUUCCCGGGGCUGUUGGCGCGUGCCGCGCGGCCGGGGCAACCAUCGCUACGGCCGAGCAGCUGACUGCCGCCUUCGAGGACGGACUGGACCAGUGUGACGCCGGCUGGAUGGCCGACCAGACAGUCAGAUACCCAAUCACGAAGCCCCGUCCUGGUUGCAUGGGCGAUAUGAUGCACAGGCCUGGGAUCAGGACGUAUGGGCUCAGAGACCCUAAAGAGACCUACGACGUCUACUGUUACGCAGACAAACUACACGGUGAGGUGUUCUAUGCUCCUAUCCGUUACAAGCUGACCCUUCGCCAGGCUAAGCGUGCAUGCGAGACGCAGGGGGCGGUGCUCGCCUCCCCUGGCAACCUGUUCGCCGCGUGGCGCGGAGGCCUGGAUCGCUGUGACUACGGCUGGCUGUCAGACGGGAGCGCCCGCUACCCCAUCUCGGUCCCCAGGCCCCAGUGUGGAGGAGGACUGCUGGGGGUUCGGACUCUGUACCGAUUCCCCAACCAGACUGGCUUCCCCAAACCUAUUGACAGACAUGGAGCGUUCUGCUUCAAGGGUAAGGAACCAGAGAUCCCCCCUCCCGGGCCUGUGACGACCACGGAUGCUCGCAGGGCAGACACGGCCACAGACGAACCUCGCACUACCUACCACGCAGGCGGACCAAACCUUACAGGCUCAACUCCCGCAGACAGAGCUGACCGCACAGCUGCAGACAAACCACACCAAACAACUGGCCAAGACAGAAGUGAGCAUACAGGUGGACCACACGAUACCGCUUAUACAGGCACAGUCCGACAUUACACUGCCACUGACGGAACACACGCCGCCAAAGACGAGCAUCGCACCACUGACCGCGAGACGACAGGCAAAGACAGAACUACCCAGGGAGGAGACAGGACGACAGACCAAAAGACAGACUUCUCUGUUGGUACCACUCAGUUCCCUGAGUACGAUGGGGAGGACUUUGUCCCAGACCUAACCAAGGUAGAGUCAUUGCCCCCCAUGGGUGAUCCCCUGUUCCCCCUGCAGCUGCCCCCUCUCCCCACCAUCCGCUCCCAGCCCACCCGCCCCCAACUAGACAUCAACCAGGGGGGAGACAAGGAAGAGGGGGAAGUUCAGACAGGCUCAGGCAGGGGGGAGAGCAGUGGGAGUGGGGAGGGGAGCAGUAGUGAUGGGGAGAGUGAGGGGGAUGACCGGGGAGUGAUGACUCCCACACAGGGCUUCACGGCAGACACAGGACUGGGGUCGGACCCCUCACGCCCAGGACAACCAGGGUACCCAGGACAUCCAAAGGGGUAUCCAGGGUUGGUCACCCCAGAGCACGGCCCCUCAGGUGGGGACAAAGUGACAGGACAGCAGCCUGCUGUGGUCUACAAGGAGGAGGAGGGCAAGAGCUCUAGAACAACAACCCACAGCCAACCGGGAGCCACGGAAUCAUACGGCAUGGACAAAUCGGUGGCUAUCCAUGAGGAGGCCUCGCCCACCAAACCACCAAUCCACCUCAUCAUCGUCGACGUGCACGACCGGAACCAAUCAGUGAACCACAUCCUGCAGGUCCUGGGACACCCUUUAGGGGGUAAUGGAGAUUUCCAGUCCCCUCUCAUCCCAGCCUUCCCAGUUACCCAGAGUGAGGCCAUUCGCGGCAGUGAGGACUCUGACGGCAUGCCUCCCAUCCCUUUUCCCCCAAUGCUCAGCUUCGUCAACGGGAAACACCAGCAGGAGGCUAGAGGAGACCAGUUUGAGAUGGCCACACCAGUCUAUGGUGAACUGGGAGGAGAGAUGGAGCGAGGAGAGGAGAAAAGCCCCACUCCCUUUGACUAUGACUCCAUCCAUACUGGAGAGACCAGCGAGUCCACUGCUACAGACACAGACGGAGAUACCAACAGACACACAGCGAAAGACACGGACAGAGGCACAGGCAGAGACAGGACAGGAAAGACGGAGAGCUCCAAUGGAACAACCCCGAAUUCCCAACACACAUCCCCAGUCUCUUCCCCAGUCUCAGCCUCAUCCACUGGUUACCCCCAUACUUCCCCAGAUGGCGUCUCGCCUGACGAGGACAUGGAAGGGUCAGGCGGCCGUACCCAGGAGGGCUCAGCAGAAGACACCCGACCCACCCCCGCCUCAGACAGCCAAUCAGGCGUGGUCACAGACGAGACGGAGAUUGGAGGGGCGGAGAGUAUGACACACGCCCCGUCUCAUACACACUCUGCUCACACUAAGGACUCAAACACUAUAGAUACUUACACCAAGGACACACACACUCCAUCACACGCACACUCUACUCGCACUAAGGACACAAACACUAUUGAUACUGACACCAAGGACACACACACUCCAUCACACGCACACCCUACUCGCACUAAGGACACAAACACUAUUGAUACUUACACCAAGGACACACACACUACAUCACAGACAGAGGCAGGAGACUUCGAGGGGUCUUCAUCGGCAGAAGAGGAAGGCUCGGCACAGGAGGUGUACCCACCUGAAGACACCAGAUACACUAGCCCCGGCGGUCCUGGAGCCAUCGAAGCUCCCCCGGUGGGGCCUGGGGUGGAGGGACAGGUGACUGUUACACCCAAACCAGAAGUCAGACCAGGAACCAUGCCAACCCAGGCAGGAGAGACUGUAGGAGUCCACCCUGGACAUCACACAGACUCUUCUACACAGCACAGAGACCACUCCCACCAACCUGUCACACAGGAGAAAGAUCUCUCCACUCAUACUAAAGCUCAGACCAGACACCCCUCUACAGAUGGGAAGGACCAAACCAAUCAACAUAACACACACGAUAGCAAUCACUCCACAGACACUAAGGAUCGAUCCAUGUACCCCCCUACACACUCCACCCAGCGUCCAACACACGUUAGGGAUCCCACCAAGAACCAGACCACAUACCAUAAAGAUCACUCCACCCACACUAAGGACCAAACCAAACAGCCCUCUCACCCUAGAUUCCCCCCCACCCACCAUAAGAACCAAACCAGUCACUCUACCACAGAUCAGAAGACCCCACAGCACCUGAACCAAACACACACACCCCCUGCACACCCCUCCACUCCACCUCCCUCCCGCCCCAUCCCCGACUGGGCCCUGACCCCCCAGACCCCCCGGCCUGAGGGGGAGGAGUUUGUGGAUUAUGACCAGGUGAUUGGUCCUCCUCUGCUGGAGGCCGGCCCCCAUGCUCCUAAAGAACCUCAGUCCACAUACCAACCUGAAACAGGAUCUGACUACUACAUCGUGGACCAGACUGUCGAUGUCAGAGGACUGCAGCAGUGCACAGUGAAUGUGUGUUUGAACCAAGCGUCCUGCUACCAGAGAGGCAGAGCCAGCAUCUGUGUGUGUCCAACUGGAUACACUGGACAGCGCUGCGAGACAGAUGUUGAUGAAUGCCAGUCCAACCCAUGUCGUAAUGGAGCCACCUGUAUGGACGGAGUCAACUCCUUCACCUGUUUGUGUCUACCCAGCUACACAGGAGGGCUCUGUGAACAAGGAACCAGACCAGGAACCAGACCAGGAACUAUGCCAACCCAGGCAGGAGAGACUGUAGGAGACUACCCUGGACAUCACACAGACUCUUCUACACAGCACAGAGACCACUCCCGCCAACCUGCCACACAGGAGAAAGAUCUCUCCACUCAUACUAAAGCUCAGACCAGACACCCCUCUACAGAUGGGAAGGACCAAACCAAUCAGCAUAACACACACGAUAGCAAUCACUCCACAGACACUAAGGAUCGAUCCAUGUACCCCCCUACACACUCCACCCAGCGUCCAACACACGUUAGGGAUCCCACCAAGAACCAGACCACAUACCAUAAAGAUCACUCCACCCACACUAAGGACCAAACCAAACAGCCCUCUCACCCUAGAUUCCCCCCCACCCACCAUAAGAACCAAACCAGUCACUCUACCACAGAUCAGAAGACCCCACAGCACCUGAACCAAACACACACACCCCCUGCACACCCCUCCACUCCACCUCCCUCCCGCCCCAUCCCCGACUGGGCCCUGACCCCCCGGCCUGAGGGGGAGGAAUUUGUGGAUUAUGACCGGGUGAUUGGUCCUCCUCUGCUGGAGGCCGGCCCCCAUGCUCCUAAAGAACCUCAGUCCACAUACCAACCUGAAACAGGAUCUGACUACUACAUCGUGGACCAGACUGUCGAUGUCAGAGGACUGCAGCAGUGCACAGUGAAUGUGUGUUUGAACCAAGCGUCCUGCUACCAGAGAGGCAGAGCCAGCAUCUGUGUGUGUCCAACUGGAUACACUGGACAGCGCUGCGAGACAGAUGUUGAUGAAUGCCAGUCCAACCCAUGUCGUAAUGGAGCCACCUGUAUGGACGGAGUCAACUCCUUCACCUGUUUGUGUCUACCCAGCUACACAGGAGGGCUCUGUGAACAAGGAACCAGACCUGGAACCAGACCAGGAACCAGACCAGGAACCAGACCUGGAACCAUGCCAACACAGGCAGGAGAGACUGUAGGAGACUACCCUGGACAUCACACAGACUCUUCUACACAGCACAGAGACCACUCCCGCCAACCUGCCACACAGGAGAAAGAUCUCUCCACUCAUACUAAAGCUCAGACCAGACACCCCUCUACAGAUGGGAAGGACCAAACCAAUCAGCAUAACACACACGAUAGCAAUCACUCCACAGACACUAAGGAUCGAUCCAUGUACCCCCCUACACACUCCACCCAGCGUCCAACACACGUUAGGGAUCCCACCAAGAACCAGACCACAUACCAUAAAGAUCACUCCACCCACACUAAGGACCAAACCAAACAGCCCUCUCACCCUAGAUUCCCCCCCACCCACCAUAAGAACCAAACCAGUCACUCUACCACAGAUCAGAAGACCCCACAGCACCUGAACCAAACACACACACCCCCUGCACACCCCUCCACUCCACCUCCCUCCCGCCCCAUCCCCGACUGGGCCCUGACCCCCCAGACCCCCCGGCCUGAGGGGGAGGAGUUUGUGGAUUAUGACCGGGUGAUUGGUCCUCCUCUGCUGGAGGCCGGCCCCCAUGCUCCUAAAGAACCUCAGUCCACAUACCAACCUGAAACAGGAUCUGACUACUACAUCGUGGACCAGACUGUCGAUGUCAGAGGACUGCAGCAGUGCACAGUGAAUGUGUGUUUGAACCAAGCGUCCUGCUACCAGAGAGGCAGAGCCAGCAUCUGUGUGUGUCCAACUGGAUACACUGGACAGCGCUGCGAGACAGGAACCAGACCAGGAACCAGACCAGGAACUAUGCCAACCCAGGCAGGAGAGACUGUAGGAGACUACCCUGGACAUCGCACAGACUCUUCUACACAGCACAGAGACCACUCCCGCCAACCUGCCACACAGGAGAAAGAUCUCUCCACUCAUACUAAAGCUCAGACCAGACACCCCUCUACAGAUGGGAAGGACCAAACCAAUCAGCAUAACACACACGAUAGCAAUCACUCCACAGACACUAAGGAUCGAUCCAUGUACCCCCCUACACACUCCACCCAGCGUCCAACACACGUUAGGGAUCCCACCAAGAACCAGACCACAUACCAUAAAGAUCACUCCACCCACACUAAGGACCAAACCAAACAGCCCUCUCACCCUAGAUUCCCCCCCACCCACCAUAAGAACCAAACCAGUCACUCUACCACAGAUCAGAAGACCCCACAGCACCUGAACCAAACACACACACCCCCUGCACACCCCUCCACUCCACCUCCCUCCCGCCCCAUCCCAGACUGGGCCCUGACCCCCCAGACCCCCCGGCCUGAGGGGGAGGAGUUUGUGGAUUAUGACCGGGUGAUUGGUCCUCCUCUGCUGGAGGACGACCCCCAUGCUCCUAAAGAACCUCAGUCCACAUACCAACCUGAAACAGGAUCUGACUACUACAUCGUGGACCAGACUGUCGAUGUCAGAGGACUGCAGCAGUGCACAGUGAAUGUGUGUUUGAACCAAGCGUCCUGCUACCAGAGAGGCAGAGCCAGCAUCUGUGUAUGUCCAACUGGAUACACUGGACAGCGCUGCGAGACAGAUGUCGAUGAAUGCCAGUCCAACCCAUGUCGUAAUGGAGCCACCUGUAUGGACGGAGUCAACUCCUUCACCUGUUUGUGUCUACCCAGCUACACAGGAGGGCUCUGUGAACAAGGAACCAGACCUGGAACCAGACCUGGAACAAGACCAGGAACCAGACCAGGAACCAUGCCAACCCAGGCAGGAGAGACUGUAGGAGUCCACCCUGGACAUCACACAGACUCUUCUACACAGCACAGAGACCACUCCCGCCAACCUGCCACACAGGAGAAAGAUCUCUCCACUCAUACUAAAGCUCAGACCAGACACCCCUCUACAGAUGGGAAGGACCAAACCAAUCAGCAUAACACACACGAUAGCAAUCACUCCACAGACACUAAGGAUCGAUCCAUGUACCCCCCUACACACUCCACCCAGCGUCCAACACACGUUAGGGAUCCCACCAAGAACCAGACCACAUACCAUAAAGAUCACUCCACCCACACUAAGGACCAAACCAAACAGCCCUCUCACCCUAGAUUCCCCCCACCCACCAUAAGAACCAAACCAACACCCCCUGCACACCCCUCCACUCCACCUCCCUCCCGCCCCAUCCCCGACUGGGCCCUGACCCCCCAGACCCCCCGGCCUGAGGGGGAGGAGUUUGUGGAUUAUGACCGGGUGAUUGGUCCUCCUCUGCUGGAGGCCGGCCCCCAUGCUCCUAAAGAACCUCAGUCCACAUACCAACCUGAAACAGGAUCUGACUACUACAUCGUGGACCAGACUGUCGAUGUCAGAGGACUGCAGCAGUGCACAGUGAAUGGGUGUUUGAACCAAGCGUCCUGCUACCAGAGAGGCAGAGCCAGCAUCUGUGUGUGUCCAACUGGAUACACUGGACAGCGCUGCGAGACAGAUGUUGAUGAAUGCCAGUCCAACCCAUGUCGUAAUGGAGCCACCUGUAUGGACGGAGUCAACUCCUUCACCUGUUUGUGUCUACCCAGCUACACAGGAGGGCUCUGUGAACAAGACACGGAGGUGUGUGAGUAUGGCUGGCAGAAGUUCCGGAGCCAGUGUUAUAAGCACAUCACCCACCGUCGCACCUGGGACGCUGCCGAGAGGGAGUGCCGUCUCCAUGGAGCCCACCUCGUCAGUGUCCUGUCACAGGAGGAGCAGCUGUAUGUCAACGGUCUGGGCCAUGACUACCAGUGGAUCGGUCUAAACGACAAGAUGUUUGAGAGAGACUUCCGCUGGACUGACGGCAGCAUCAUGCAAUAUGAGCACUGGCGUCCCAACCAGCCAGACAGUUUCUUCCAGUCUGGAGAGGACUGUGUGGUGAUGAUCUGGCACGAGGGAGGACAGUGGAAUGACGUACCCUGCAACUACCACCUCACCUUCACCUGCAAGAAGGGCACAGUCUCUUGCGGCCAGCCACCAGUAGUGAAGGAUGCUCGUGUGUUUGGUUCUAUGAAGCCUCGUUAUGAGAUCAACACUCUGAUUCGUUACCACUGUAAAAACGGCUUCAUACAGAGAUACCCCCCCACCAUCCGCUGCCGUGACAACGGCCAAUGGGACAGCCCCAAGGUCACCUGCAUGAGCCCCACUACCUACCAGAAGUCUUUCGCUUCCAGGAAACACACCGACAAUCACAGUCAUAACCAGAAUCAGUACAAUCACAAUGAUCACAGCCAGUUCAACUAUCAAAACCAACAAUACAACAGCCAAAACAAUCAAGGCCAACAGAAGACCAACAACUAAAAGCAAAAACAGCAGAGCGAGAGGAGACAUCAACACUAAUCUGAUCUCUGGUCAGUCCUUACAAGCGCAGAUACGGUUGCAAAAGGAACUGGAUUUCUGGAAAAUGUGGGAAUUUCUGAGAAAAUGUACAGUUAUUCUGCAUCCCUAAUCCCAGAGCAACUCAGAUCAGAUCAUAUCCACCGGGCUAGCUAGAACCCAUAGAUAUACAUAUAUAUAUGUGUAUAUAUAUAUGUGUAUAUAUAUAUGUGUAUAAAUAUAUAU
Oncorhynchus gorbuscha (pink salmon) is the source of this 8741-nucleotide messenger RNA. RefSeq lists its product as uncharacterized. The coding region runs from base 201 to 8480 and encodes 2759 amino acids. The record is from RefSeq and is a predicted model, not a curated record. The transcript has 28 exons. Gene Ontology annotation, biological process: cell adhesion. Gene Ontology annotation, molecular function: hyaluronic acid binding; calcium ion binding. NCBI's taxonomy places the organism in Eukaryota, Metazoa, Chordata, Actinopteri, Salmoniformes, Salmonidae.